GUAUCCUUCAGCACUGUAGUGUUAACACAGCCAGUGUCAAACUGUAGGAAUAGAAGCUGCAGCAUGGAAAUGCUUCCUCUAAACAGUCACCUGUCUUCAGGUGUGCUGCUCCUUGUAGUCAUACUCUUAAACUACACAGGUAGAUACGACGGAUCCAACAUUGCUUGGACAGGAAGAGGAACAACUGCAAACUUAGAAGAAAUCGUGAUCGGGAGAUGCAACGACUACAUUGGAUUAAAAAAUCCGGCAGCAGGGAAGAAGAAUUGUACACUGCUGUGGCAAACCUUGAAGAGUGUGUUUGCUUCCAAAGACCCCUGUAAAAUUACACAAGACGACUACAAACCAUUUCUGACCAUGGCUGAACAUGAUAUCCCAUCCGGCAAGAGCAUAUUUUGGAGUCAGACAGGAGAACUCACUCGUCAGUAUGCUGAUAUUGUCAAGAAUGUUAUGCCUCUGGAGUCGACCCUGACAGGUUAUAUGCUGAAUGGUUUGAAUUGGUGUGGGCAGCGCUCUAGUUCAGAACUGAAUUAUGAAGUUUGCCCAGCAUGGAAUGAAUGUGAAGAAAAUGCUGCAAAAUCCUUUUGGAGAUCAGCGUCGGUAGUUUAUGCAAAAAAAGCCAGUGGAGAGGUAAAGGUGGUACUGAAUGGAUCUUCGCAAACAAGAGCUUUCAGAACUGAAAGCAUUUUUGGUAGCAUUGAACUUGGAAAUCUAGACACCAAUCGGAUUUCUUCAAUCCAACUCUGGAUCAUGGAUAACCUUUCCGGGUCUGAUAAGGAAUCCUGCGGUGUUGGGAGUAUUGCACAAUUAGAAAUCGCUUUGAAACACAAGGGUUUCAAAUUCUCCUGCAUUGAUAAUUACAGGCCUGUCCAACUCAUCCAAUGUAUUUGGAUGCCUGAACACAAAUCCUGCAAUAUCUGCCCAAAGAACUGACAUCCACGGAGAAUACUUUUCUCUGCCAUUCCAAUUCUACGGUCAAAAAUACAAGAGAAAGCUAGAAAGAUAGCGAUCCAUCCAAUUGUGAUUCGUCUGCAUUGUAUAACCUGAAAAUUAGAGUGUAAUUCUGAGAGUAUUAUUUCCUAUACACUUCUGGGGGAAAAAAGCAAAGCUACAAGGUAAGAAUGAUCAUCUGACAGGGAAAUAAUCCAGAGAAGGAUUGUGUUGCAUUGAGGUUUGCACGUAGGGGUGAAAAUCGGUGAAAUAUUUACAUGUGUCCAUUUGUACUUCCAGCUAAUAAACUUGUAUUUUCAGUUAAA
Molecule: messenger RNA, 1253 nt
Organism: Callorhinchus milii (elephant shark)
Lineage: Eukaryota; Metazoa; Chordata; Chondrichthyes; Chimaeriformes; Callorhinchidae
Product: ADP-ribosyl cyclase/cyclic ADP-ribose hydrolase 2
Exons: 9
Coding region: 64-930 (288 amino acids)
Biological process (GO): positive regulation of B cell proliferation
Cellular component (GO): plasma membrane
Molecular function (GO): NAD+ nucleosidase activity; phosphorus-oxygen lyase activity
Source: RefSeq, a predicted model, not a curated record